GGUGGAAGGGAAGCUUAACGUGUACAGAUGUUUCCACACAUUGCCUGAGAACAUAUAGAUCUUAACUGCAAUCUAUGACCGAGGCAACAUUUAAUUGGAGACCAUAUGACGACAUUGUGGGUAGACUUCCCGAUAUAUGUCGGAGUGGUAUGGGAAUUUGGCGGAGUUGUGGCCCUCUGCUAUACUACUCGGUUGUGGAGCAUCACUAUCCUCAACGAGUGAUGAGACAGUUUGGCAUGUUCCAGUAUAUACCUAACCCAAUUGCCAUUGAUCAUAAUGAGCAUGCCAGGCUUCAUUCCAUGAACCGGAGCGGGAAAACCGGCUGGAACUGGUUAAGUCGUCACACACCGUUUGUUUGUCAGUGGGAGGCACGUCAUCAAAACUUGGUCACCGGGGAACUCAUGACAUCUGUUGGAGUUGCCAAUGAUUACAUGCCGUGGUACAUGGAACAUACCGUGUUAUAUGUGUCUAACCCACAGUUGUCAACUGGCCCUACGAGCGGUUUUCAAGACGAAGGAGCAAGGGCCCAAAUGAUGUCAGAGACGAUGGAUCUAAUUCACCGAUCUGAAGAUGUGGACGUUAUUCAUGGUGCGGCGUAUCGGGCCCUUGAGAUGUCUAAUGUUCCAAAAUACACACAAUAUCCGACUCAUCUGUCACCGGAGCCGGUGGACCGUGUUUCAUAUCCUCGUACACAGAGGGUAGGGAGGCCCCGACGUCAUGGUCGUGGUGGUAGAAACGUUCAAGAGGCCGGGACAUCAAAUUGGGGCCCAAACUUCGAAACAGGGGGGGAUCAGGAUCCGGUGGUAACGAAGAUGUAAAUUUUGCGGGAAACUUUGGUAAUACUGAUAUGGGUGGAUCAUGGCAGUCAGUGUUGGCUACCUCAUGCUCUGAGGAUUUUGACGUCGGUGACUUAUUGAACCCCCAACAAAAUGAUAUGGGUAACAACAGUCAGUUUGUAGACCCAAACAUAAGUCAGGCGGGGUUUUUUAGCCCCUCGUCCCAUAUGAUGGACCCCAACACAAAUCUGGCAGGGUUUGUUACCCCCGCGUCACAGAUGAUAACAUUUAUGCCGGAGACCCAAACAGACUAUCAGUACUGGCCCCCAAACCAAAGUAACGAAGAUCACCAGAACCGUUAUGCAGAUGUUGAACCAAACCCCUUAGACUGGAGUCUCGACUUGAACCUGUUUCCACCA
Molecule: messenger RNA, 1195 nt
Organism: Helianthus annuus (common sunflower)
Lineage: Eukaryota; Viridiplantae; Streptophyta; Magnoliopsida; Asterales; Asteraceae
Product: serine/threonine-protein phosphatase 7 long form homolog
Exons: 3
Coding region: 75-818 (247 amino acids)
Source: RefSeq, a predicted model, not a curated record